Molecule: messenger RNA, 2016 nt
Organism: Botrytis cinerea B05.10
Lineage: Eukaryota; Fungi; Ascomycota; Leotiomycetes; Helotiales; Sclerotiniaceae
Exons: 1
Coding region: 380-1618 (412 amino acids)
Molecular function (GO): chitin binding
Source: RefSeq, a predicted model, not a curated record
GGGACUCUCUGGCUCUUUGUGUGGAAAAAUAAAGAGUCCUCUUUUCAGAUAAAGAACCAUAUACUUUCCUUAAGUUCCUUCAAGUCAUCCAUUCAUUGUGCUGGAACACUCGCAAAAUCAUUCCUUUAUUAUCAACAAAGCGAGCUUCGAAUCACAUUGUUUCUUCUAUUUUCAUUCAGUCAUUUUUCUGCAGUAUUUAUUGACUCGAGAUUCCUUCGAAUUCAAGUCCCCCAUAAACAGCUCGACUAUCACAUUCUUUGCCACACAUACCUCUUCUAUAAACAAUAACACAACAGUUCAGCAGGUCUGAUCAUCAACGUCGCAAGCAAAAUACACUACACACACAAAAAAACACGAACUCAAUUCCAUCACUUCCAAGAUGCAGUUCACCAACAGCCUCGCUCUCGGAGCGGUCCUUUGCGCUUCCGUCAUUAACGCACACAUGUCAUUGACUUGGCCACUUCCCUUCCGUUCUAAACUCAACCCCAACUCCGUCCAAUCUCAAAUCGACUACAGCAUCACAGCUCCGCUCGAAGCUUCCGGUUCAAAUUUCCCUUGCAAGUACAACGACAUGGGUACAGCUGGAGGAAAAUCUGUCGUCACUUGGUCUGCAGGACAAACCGCAAACUGGACCGUUGGAACUGGUGCCAUUCACGGCGGAGGAUCUUGCCAAGUCGCACUCUCCUACGAUUCCGGAAAGACAUUUAGAGUCAUCCAUUCUUACAUUGGAAGCUGCCCCGUCGCAGUUGAUUCAAGCGCCGACUUCACUGUUCCCGCCGACGCCCCAGCCGGAGAAGCAAUGUUCGCUUGGACUUGGCAAAAUGAGGUCGGUAACCGUGAGUUUUACAUGUCCUGCGCUGCGGUCACCAUCGAAGCCACAAAGACUCGUGCUGCUCCAGCUGUCGCCUUUUCUUCCCGUCCCGAUCUCUUCCUCGUCAACCUUAACAACGGAUGCACAUCUGUGGAAAAUAAAGCCGUCAACUACCCAAAUCCAGGCCCAGAUGCAGAUGUCACCCGCAAAACUUCAGACUCGGGUACCUUUACCGGAACUUGUGGGCCUGUCAAUGGCGUUGCCUCAUCUGGCUCCGAUGCAUCGGGAUCUGCUUCGGGAAGUACAGGCGGUGAAAGCUCCAGUGCUCCAGUAGCUUCCGUGUCGUCUGCUCCAGCAGGUAGUGCACCAUACGCUUCAGUAGCUCCCGUAUCGUCUGCCCCAGCAGGUAGUGCACCAUAUGCUUCAGUACCUGUUGCUUCCCCAAGCACAACCCCAGUUUCCAUCGUAAUCCUUCCGACCAUUGCAGCCUCAUCUACACUCAGCUCGGCCACCGUCAUCGCAACAUCCGCACAGGCUUCACCGACAUCAAGCACCGCCUCUCCCUCAUCCUCAGGAACCAGCUCCGGAGCCCUUCAGGCCUCGGUCGACGGUCUCUGCUCUGCAGGAAAAACAUGUACCGGCUCCGGCUUUGGUCCAUGUUGCUCCAGAGAGGGAUUCUGUGGAAUUGGUGAUGCUUGGUGUGGUACCGGUUGUCAACCCGGCUUCGGAUCUUGUGGAAGUACUCUUAACUCAACUUCUACUGCCAAUCCCAUCAGGAAGAUCAGAGGAAGAAGUUGGAGAGUUUAAGAGAGAGACAGAGUGAUUUGGGAGGGGAGGGGAUCAAGUUAAAAUUAGAAUCUAAAGACUGCGUCUUUUUGUACGAUUAGUUAGUACUUUACUUCAAGUUUGUCAUUUUAAAUCGAGAUUUUUUGAACCUGUAUGUAAGAAUGAGACAAUGUGAUAUAAAAUAUGUACUGUGAUAUUAGUGAAGUGACAAGAGAAAUGUAGCAUGUAAAUGAUGAAUAUUUGGCAGUGUUUAUGCGCAGGACUGGGACGCAUUCAAUCUUAGAAGAAUGUUCUCUUGUUCUCUUGUUAUAGAACCUCUAGUCACUUAGGUCGAGGCGCAUCUGACGCAAAGGAUCACGGGACAUAACGAGCUUAGUAUGUGAUUUUGCUUGAACUUAUGAGACAAAAUAAAUCUGUCA